AUGGGAAAUCAUGUUAUUGCCGCUUCAAUUUCCAUGCUGUCCCUUCUGGUAAUAAUGGGAGAUACAGGUAGUAAAAAGGAUAGUACCUUUAUGAUUGACAUGGACCCAGGGCGAUGUAUGAGGCAUCACUAUGUUGAUUCUAUCAGCCAUCCUUUAUACAAAUGCAGCUCAAAGAUGGUACUGCUGGCUCGCUGUGAGGGACAGUGCACUCAGACAUCACGCUCAGAGCCAAUGGUGUCUUUCAGCACAGUUCUGAAACAGCCUUUCCGAUCCACAUGUCAUUGCUGCCGGCCACAGACUUCUAAACUGAAGGCCAUGCGUUUGCGCUGUUCUGGUGGUAUGAGACUUACUGCCACCUAUCGCUACAUCCUCUCAUGUCACUGUGAGGAAUGCUCUUAG
Molecule: messenger RNA, 399 nt
Organism: Thamnophis elegans (Western terrestrial garter snake)
Lineage: Eukaryota; Metazoa; Chordata; Lepidosauria; Squamata; Natricidae
Gene: NDP
Product: norrin cystine knot growth factor NDP
Exons: 2
Coding region: 1-399 (132 amino acids)
Biological process (GO): Wnt signaling pathway
Source: RefSeq, a predicted model, not a curated record